CAGGGUCCAAGGGAAAUGAUCUAUAUAAUAUAAGGCCAUGAUUCCGGUUCUACGACCCCCAACCUCUGUUGUUUUCUCAAGGGUCCGCCAGUCUCGCAGAAUGACUAGAAGAAAUAUUGCCAUCGAGACCCUACCUCGGCUACCAAUCUUUGAAGCUCUCUCCUCGCACAAUCCAAAGAACAUUGCAAUCGUUCACUCCGAGUCUGGAGACAAAUUUACGUAUUGCAGUCUAUUAUCAGAUACAGCAAAGCUCAAAAGAAAACUACUGGAGAUGACCAAGGCUGAUGAUUUGCAGGAGCAGCGAAUGGCGUUUUUCGUAGAGAACGGAUACAACUAUGUAGGUGCGCUAACGCCAACAGACUGUCCAGAAAGACAUCAUACCUCCAAGUACUGAUUGGGUGCUCUGCAGUUUCACUAUUGGGUAUAUUUGCGGCAGGUGGAAUGGCAGUUCCUCUACACCCUAGUCACCCACCCAAAGAACUUCAUUAUAUCACCAAGAACUCCACCCCAAUAACCAUCCUAACAACUCCCAAUUCCAAAGCUCACCAAGUAUUUCCCCCGGGCUUCGAUUCCCCACCAAUCCUCAACUUUCCCGAGUACCCCCCUGACAAACCGCACGAUGCUCCAGUACCGGUGGAUCUCUCCCCAGCACUAGACCCCCUCCGAGGAGCCUUGAUGAUCUACACCUCUGGCACAACCGCCGCCCCCAAAGGUGUAGUCUUAACCCACAAGAAUCUAACAACCCAGGCAACAACUCUAGUCACAGCCUGGGAAAUGGGAAAAGAUGACCACCUCCUACACGUCCUCCCCCUCCACCAUGUCCACGGAAUUAUAAAUGCAACCCUUGCCCCUCUCUUCGCAGGUGGAACAGUAGAAUACCUAUUCCCCUUCACCGCGCAAAAAGUCUGGUCCCGCUUUGCCGAUACCUCGAGGAAGCCGAUAAGUCUGUUCAUGGCAGUACCAACAAUAUACUCCCGUCUCAUAAAUUCAUACGGGACGCUACCGGAGCCCACGCGCUCCGCGGGUAAGAAGAAUGUGUCGAAUUUGCGAUUAGCGGUAUCGGGCUCUGCAGCGCUACCAGCGAGCACAAAGCAGAAGUGGGAGUCUCUGGGUGGUAACCUACUGGAGCGGUAUGGGAUGACUGAGAUUGGUAUGGCGCUCUCCCAGCGUUUACCGCUGACCGACCGAAUGGCGAAUUCUGUUGGGUGGCCGUUGCCAGGCGUCGAAGUGCGCCUCGCGAGCGAUGGCGCAGAUAUAAAGGAAGUUGGGCAAGAAGGGGAGAUACAAAUCCGUGGUAACAAUGUCUUCCGCGAGUACUGGCAGAAGGAAGAGGCGACAAAAAAGGAGUUUACAGAGGACGGGUGGUUCAAAACUGGAGACGUAGCGACACGCGAUGAGAGAGGAGCUUACUAUAUCAAAGGGAGGGCAAGCGUUGAUAGUAAGCUUCCCCAAUCAUACCAACCGCCUUACAGGAUUACAGCCUGAUCUUGGGAAAUAGUAAUUAAAUCUGGCGGCGAGAAAAUAUCCGCCCUAGAAGUCGAACGAGAAUUACUUGAGCUGCCGCAAGUGGCCGAGGCAGCAGUAGUAGGUCUUGAAGACGAAAACUGGGGGCAGAGAGUGGCAGCGGUGCUCGUGCUCACCCUGCAGGGUAAAAACGAAGAAUUUGGCUUAGUAAAGAUGAGGGCCGAGAUGAAGAAGCGGGUUGCUGAGUAUAAGGUCCCAAGGGAAAUCAAGGUUUUGGAGGCCAUCCCGAGGAACCAGAUGGGGAAAGUUAAUAAGAAGGAGCUUGUUAAGAAGGUUUUUGCAGGGGAUGAUCCGUAGUCAUAGAUUGUCACUCGGUAGCUUUCGGUCUGGACUCUAUUCCUCUUUUUCCGGCUGGCGGAUAACGGGAGUCACGGAGGAAAGGUGACCCAUUCGUGACAUCUCGUUACUGUAUUGUAAU
Messenger RNA from Tuber aestivum (summer truffle), 1942 nucleotides. NCBI's taxonomy places the organism in Eukaryota, Fungi, Ascomycota, Pezizomycetes, Pezizales, Tuberaceae. The record is from the annotation of a GenBank genome assembly.